CAGGCGGGUCAGCUCUGCAGCACGAACCCACCUCUAGCCGCAGCCGCCGCCCGGGCCGAGGAGCAGCCGCAGUAGCCGCUACUAGUGGCCGUGUGAGCGGAGCCAAGUGUGAGCCAGCACCCAGAGCUGAAUCGGGGCCCUCAGGAUGAGUUCCUCGCCUGUUAAUGUUAAAAAGCUAAAGGUGUCGGAGCUGAAAGAGGAGCUCAAGAAGCGGCGCCUUUCCGACAAGGGCCUCAAGGCCGAACUCAUGGAGCGACUCCAGGCCGCGCUGGACGACGAGGAGGCCGGGGGCCGCCCCGCUAUGGAGCCCGGGAACGGCAGCCUAGACCUGGGCGGGGAUUCCGCCGGGCGCUCAGGAGCAGGCCUCGAGCAAGAGGCCGCGACCGCUGGUGACGAAGAGGAGGAGGAGGAGGAAGACGAGGAGGAGGGAAUCUCCGCCCUGGAUGGCGACCAGAUGGAGACAGGGGAGGAGAACGGGGCCGCGGGGGCGGCCGACUCGGCCCGUAUGGAGGAAGAGGCCGCCUCGGAAGACGAGAACGGCGACGAUCAGGGUUUCCAAGAAGGGGAGGAUGAGCUCGGAGACGAAGAGGAAGGCGCGGGCGACGAAAACGGCCACGGGGAGCAGCAGCCUCAACCGCCGGCGACGCCGCAACAACAGCCCUCCCAGCAGCGCGGAGCCGCCAAGGAGGCCGCGGGGAAGAGCAGCGGCCCCACCUCGCUAUUCGCGGUGACGGUGGCGCCGCCCGGGGCGAGGCAGGGCCAGCAGGCGGGAGGGGACGGCAAAACAGAGCAGAAAGGCGGAGAUAAAAAGAGAGGGGUGAAAAGACCUCGAGAAGAUCAUGGUCGCGGAUAUUUUGAAUAUAUUGAAGAGAACAAGUACAGCAGAGCCAAGUCUCCGCAGCCCCCUGUUGAAGAGGAAGACGAGCAUUUCGAUGACUCGGUGGUUUGUCUUGAUACUUAUAAUUGUGAUCUACAUUUUAAAAUAUCAAGAGAUCGCCUCAGUGCUUCUUCCCUUACCAUGGAGAGUUUUGCUUUUCUUUGGGCUGGAGGAAGGGCUUCUUACGGUGUUUCGAAAGGCAAAGUCUGUUUUGAGAUGAAGGUUACAGAGAAGAUCCCAGUAAGACAUUUAUAUACAAAAGAUAUUGACAUACAUGAAGUUCGAAUUGGCUGGUCACUAACCACAAGUGGAAUGUUACUUGGUGAAGAAGAAUUUUCUUAUGGGUAUUCGCUGAAAGGAAUAAAAACAUGCAACUGUGAGACUGAAGAUUAUGGAGAGAAGUUUGAUGAAAACGAUGUGAUUACUUGUUUUGCUAACUUUGAAAGUGAUGAAAUAGAGCUCUCCUAUGCUAAGAAUGGACAAGAUCUUGGUGUUGCCUUCAAAAUCAGUAAGGAAGUUCUUGCUGGACGACCACUCUUUCCACAUGUCCUCUGCCACAACUGUGCAGUUGAAUUUAAUUUUGGUCAGAAGGAAAAGCCAUAUUUCCCAAUACCAGAAGACUAUACUUUUAUCCAGAGUGUUCCUUUAGAGGAUCGAGUCAGAGGACCAAAGGGGCCUGAAGAGAAGAAAGAUUGUGAAGUUGUAAUGAUGAUUGGCUUGCCAGGAGCAGGAAAAACUACUUGGGUUACUAAACAUGCAGCUGAAAACCCUGGUAAAUACAACAUUCUUGGGACAAACACCAUUAUGGAUAAAAUGAUGGUAGCAGGUUUUAAGAAGCAAAUGGCAGAUACUGGAAAACUGAACACACUAUUGCAGAGAGCCCCACAGUGUCUUGGCAAAUUUAUUGAGAUUGCUGCCCGUAAGAAGAGAAAUUUCAUUUUGGAUCAGACAAAUGUUUCUGCUGCUGCCCAGAGGAGAAAAAUGUGCCUCUUUGCAGGCUUCCAACGGAAAGCAGUUGUAGUUUGCCCAAAAGACGAAGACUAUAAACAAAGAACACAGAAGAAAGCAGAAGUAGAAGGAAAAGACCUUCCAGAACAUGCAGUUCUCAAAAUGAAAGGAAACUUUACUCUGCCAGAAGUAGCUGAGUGCUUUGAUGAAAUAACCUAUGUUGAACUUCAGAAAGAGGAAGCCCAGAAACUUUUGGAGCAAUAUAAGGAGGAAAGCAAAAAGGCUCUCCCACCAGAAAAGAAACAAAAUACUGGCUCAAAGAAGAGCAAUAAAAAUAAGAGUGGCAAGAACCAGUUUAAUAGAGGUGGUGGCCAUAGAGGACGUGGAGGAUUCAAUAUGCGUGGCGGAAAUUUCAGAGGUGGAGCUCCUGGGAAUCGUGGUGGAUAUAACCGGAGGGGCAAUAUGCCACAAAGAGGUGGUGGCGGUGGUGGAAGUGGUGGAAUCGGGUAUCCAUACCCCCGAGGCCCGGUUUUCCCCAGCCGAGGCGGUUAUUCAAACAGAGGGAACUACAACAGAGGUGGAAUGCCCAACAGAGGCAACUACAACCAGAACUUCAGAGGACGAGGAAACAAUCGUGGCUAUAAAAAUCAAUCUCAGGGCUACAACCAGUGGCAGCAGGGUCAAUUCUGGGGUCAGAAGCCAUGGAGUCAGCAUUAUCACCAAGGAUAUUAUUGAAUACCCAAAUAAAACGAACUGAUACAUAUUUCUCCAAAACCUUCA
Molecule: messenger RNA, 2605 nt
Organism: Chrysochloris asiatica (Cape golden mole)
Lineage: Eukaryota; Metazoa; Chordata; Mammalia; Afrosoricida; Chrysochloridae
Gene: HNRNPU
Product: heterogeneous nuclear ribonucleoprotein U (scaffold attachment factor A)
Exons: 14
Coding region: 146-2560 (804 amino acids)
Biological process (GO): CRD-mediated mRNA stabilization; regulation of alternative mRNA splicing, via spliceosome; negative regulation of telomere maintenance via telomerase
Cellular component (GO): nuclear chromosome; kinetochore; mitotic spindle midzone
Molecular function (GO): TFIIH-class transcription factor complex binding; pre-mRNA binding; ribonucleoprotein complex binding
Source: RefSeq, a predicted model, not a curated record